UGCUGAGCUUUUCAGUUGGGGUUAUUCACCCACCAGCAAUGUGCCAUGACCUCUAUAACCACUAUUGCAUCUCUAGCCUUCAUGACCAUGGCGAUGACGUUGCUGCACACCUUCUGGGGCGUGGUGUUCUUUGACGGCUGUGAGAAGAGGCGCUGGUGGGUGAUUGCUGCCGUGGCGGCACUGCACCUGCUUGUGUCAGGACUGUCUUUCCUAAACCCCAGCUAUGAGGGCAGCCUGCCCCCUGCCUAUGUGAUCAUGGUGCUGAUGGCUGCGUGGGCCUUCUUCAGCUCCGGAGGGUCUUUACAGACCCUGACACAAGUCUGGAUGUGUAAAAAAAAUGGUGUGGAUUCCUCCUAACCGGUGUCCUGAGUUUCACUGACUUUGAUCCUCCUGAGAGAGGGGAACAGGUAUAUCUAUCUUUGUGUUGCUGCAGUGCUGGGUGGGGUCAAGCAAAAGCAGACCUGCAGUGGAGGAAACACUUUAAAAGGUACCCCCCCCCCCCCCCCUGCAGGUGACAUGAACUGACAGGUGACUUGGUGGCAGUGCUGCUCACAGAUUUUUCUGGGAGAGGAACUGCAGGGACAUUCCUUAACUGCACAACAUGUUCGUAGUCUGUUUUUUGUUCUGUAUUCCUUCUCGUAAACACAAUCAUGCACACUGAAGACCUGCAGUGUGUGUGAGAGAGAGAGGGCGAUCUGUUGAGCUCUAGGGAUCAAGGUUUCUUUUCCUUUCCUUUUGCUGUUAGAUUGAGUAAAUUUAUAUUUUAUAUUUGUUAUUGCCCUUACGCAGUUUUAUUUUUUAAAUUGAUUUUCAUUUCUAAUAAAAAGUAAGGAAGAUUAGCAAAGUGAGAUGCUGGCGAAGGAACAUGGUUUUCUCUCCACUUGACCUGUACAGUAAAGCUGUCGAAAGGGCUGCUGGUCCUUUAUGGAGCAGGAGACGGCAGAUUACCAAAACCUGGGCCUAUUUUGAAGGGGGGGGGGACUAUCCAAUCCUGAGGAUCUGAGCUUUAGCCAAAUUGUGAUUUGCAUGCUGGUGACUGUUUUGGGUCACUUGUGAAAAAGUGUUUGACUUGCAAUUAGUGCACUGGGGAGAACGCCAGAACAUUCCCUUUUCUCCGUCUUUCAUUUUAUCUCAGCUGUAAGGUGUGUAGUUUUCAGGAUUUUCUUUGGCUACAUUCUGCUCCAGAAACCCAGUGAUGUAACGGAGGUACCAAGUCUGACUGUCUGUGGCCCAGAUACAUUUUUGGCUCAAGACUGGUAUGGGGGGUCGGGGUUAAAGGAGUACCUCUGUCUGAAUGUGAGACUGAACUUUUAAAUUGCAAAGUUGUGAUUGUGCACAAGAUUUUUUUUCAUUUCACUCUUCAUGUACGGUUUCUCUGGCAACUGACAGACUAACAUGUCAACUGAUAUACCAGCUCUGUUCUCCUCUGGUAUAAGGUUUCCUAUGCACAUCUGAUUUGUGAGAUUAUACUGAAAUAUUGAGGCAUACACUUUGCAUAGUUGUUUUUUCUCCUCUGUUAAAUGUCUGAAGAUUCUCAUUGAUGUGUGACAACCCUUGGCCUUGUUUUUAAACAUGGGCUUUGUUUGAAUGAUUGAAUCGCAGUGCUGUGUAAUAAAACAGCUGUGCUUGAAAUCCAAAAUGUCAUUGCACUAUGCUUUUCCAUGACAGGCUUUGGUCUUGGUCUCAUUUAGUUGACCCGGUGGUGCUUUCUCCAUCAAUGAUGUAGCGGUACAAUCGGCGGCUCCCUUGGCUGCUGUUGAACUUUAUUCCCUUCUAGCCAAAGAGAUUCACACUACAGCAUAUUGUUGAAUAUCUGUACAAAUAGCUUCAUGCUGCAGUAUUGACCCAGGUACACUUGGUAUUGACUUCAUAUGCCAAUUUUAUGUAGAGCGCAAGCUGACAGAACGGCAGUUGGGUCUCUUUAAAGCAUUGCAAGUUGUAGGUGUCUUCCCUCUCACCCACCACCCCACGUAUGGAGAAAAACCCUUUUGCGUUCUUGGCUCAUUUACCAGAAUGUUGCCAUUAAGGUCACAUGACUUUAGGGCCCUGUGACCUGCCUGGUUUUGAUUCUUUGGGGACCAGCUGACCUGAUCUCUCCCUGGAUGCACAAGACUCCAAAAUGGCUUGAGGCCCUUUUACAGAGGAAGCUCCAGCUGGCUCUGUGUCCCUAUAAGGUAAACUUGCUCAUUCCUUCCAGAUGAAUAACGGCUACUCUCAAACCGUUGGGCACAGAAAGUGGAUAUGGGGAGCAGUCGUCAUCCCAUUAAUGGUCUUGCUUGUGAAAUCUUUUUUCCUUUUUAAAUAUCAAAAGGAGACAGAUGAUUGCUGUGAAAACAUGAGUCGCAAAGGUUUUGUGUGUUUUUCUUAACCCUUAAAUGCCAGUCCCACACUUGGAGGUUUCAAUUUUCGAACAAGGUUUUUGGCUUGGCAGUGUGGACUUGCAGGCAGCGCAGCUCUUUCAAGUAGCUGUACUCCUGAUCAAUAAACGACCCCGUUUCUUAAAAGCUCAGGAAUGUGUUGUUCAUUGAGCGAGACUGAAGACCAGGUUGGUUGCAGAGCCAAGGACCCAUCUUGGAUCAGAAGGCAUGGUGUUUCCGAGACUCCGUUACCAGGCACAGGCUGAUAGGAAGGCCACAGCCCAGCUGACAUUAACAGUCAGAUUGUUGCGCAAAUGUUCGAGUACCAUUGUAUUGUGAAAGUACCACACAAUAGGAGUUGAGCACUGUGACAAUAUUUGGUUUCACCUUGAGAUUGUUCUUAUCAGACGAGGGUAGCUGAGGCCCUUGCCGGGAGUUUCUGGUGGGGUUGUUUGGUCCAGUUUCAAAGGAACCGGUGUCCUUCCCUGGCAGCGUGUCAAUGGCAAGAGUCUGACCAAGAGACUGUCCACUGAAGGGAACAGUGUGCAGUGAGCUUCUUUUUUUUUCGUCUCUCAGCUGGGUCAAAGUGAAUCCUUCCAAACAGUAACUAUUUGUGCUUCAUUCCCAGUAUUUUUUUUUAAUACAAGUUGAUCAGUUCUGCUUUGCAAUACAGUCUACCAAACUAUGAAUAUGUAAUGAACAAUUUUCCACUUCCAUUUUUUUUCCCCCCUCAGCUUGUUGUUUCUACAUACAGUAUGCAAAUAUGAGACAUCAGGCUUGAGGCUAAAGAUACCUGUACAGUUUGUUUUAUAAUCAUCUCUGUAGUAACUGGUGCUCUUACUGGUUUUGAUUUGAUUUUAAAAAUCAUGUAAAAAUAAUAAAAUGCUUCUGAACUUCAUGUACAUAGUUUGUAAAAACUGUGCCAAACUUGGGUGUAAGGUCCAUUUCACAAAGUUGCAGCAUUUUGUAUUGAUUAAAGCCACCUUGUAUCAUUAAUCGGGUU
This is a messenger RNA of Scleropages formosus (Asian bonytongue), 3360 nucleotides long. Its product is annotated as gamma-secretase subunit Aph-1b-like. The transcript is spliced from 3 exons. Gene Ontology annotation, cellular component: membrane. Lineage: Eukaryota; Metazoa; Chordata; Actinopteri; Osteoglossiformes; Osteoglossidae. The record is from RefSeq and is a predicted model, not a curated record. Gene Ontology annotation, biological process: positive regulation of catalytic activity; protein processing. The coding region runs from base 46 to 357 and encodes 103 amino acids.